This is a messenger RNA of Trichoderma atroviride IMI 206040, 2607 nucleotides long. The record is from RefSeq and is a predicted model, not a curated record. Lineage: Eukaryota; Fungi; Ascomycota; Sordariomycetes; Hypocreales; Hypocreaceae.
AUGGCACAGCCGGUGCCUCAUCAGGACAAGAAGCGCGUCAAGGUCUAUGAGCUGCGCAACAACGACUGGUUUGACCGCGGCACGGGCUUCUGUACCGCCAAGUUUGCGACCAACGAAGAUGGCCACAAAGAUCCCAAAGUCAUUGUAGAAUCCGAAGACCAGCCCGAACGACUCCUGCUCGAGACAACGAUCCAAAAGCAAGAUGGAUUCCAGAAGCAACAAGGCAAGCGCGCCCCCGCUAUUUGGCGCAUCUCUCGCGCCAGGCAGUGGCGUGGAUAUGGCACUGAGCUUCCAGGAGGCCGAGGGAUGCGCCAUGAUCUGGUUUACGAUAAUCUUGACGAUGAGCUCGCCAUUGAACCGAUCCCCCCCGUCAACCUCCCUGCCGCUGAACUGGGCAAUCUGGCCGAAAUCGAGGCCAGCCUUCGAUCCACGAGCUCGACCACCGCUGGCCGUGAAGCCGUCGCCAAAUUCAUCGUGGCCGAAGACUACAUCGACAAGCUUAUCCCCCUGGUCGAGAUUGCCGAGGAUUUGGAAAGCCUUCCUGACCUGCAUCGUCUGUGCAACAUCAUGAAGACCAUUCUCUUGCUCAACGACACCUCCAUUAUUGAGCAUUCCGUCUCCGAUGAAUGUCUGCUGGGCGUUGUCGGCGCUCUGGAAUACGACCCUGAUUUCCCCAGCCACAAGGCCAACCACCGCCACUGGCUCAGCAACGAGGGACGCUUCAAAGAGGUCGUGCCCAUUGAUGAUGAAAACGUUCGCCGCAAGAUCCACCAGACGUAUCGUCUCCAAUACCUCAAAGACGUUGUGUUGGCCAGGAUUCUUGACGAUCCCACCUUCUCCGUGCUCAGCUCCCUCAUCUUCUUCAACCAAGUCGAAAUUGUCCAGCAUCUGCAGUCAAGUCCCGGAUUCCUCAUGAACCUCUUUGGCAUCUUCUCUGCCCAUUAUCCCGAGACAAGGAAGCGAAAGGAGGCUGUCUUGUUCAUUCAGCAAUGCUGUUCCAUUGCCAAGACCGUGCAGGCCCCUGCUAGGCAGUCUCUGUACAUCAACUUCCUCAACCAUGGCCUGCUCCGGGUCAUCUAUUAUGGCUUGAGACAUGUUGACGUGGCUGUGCGCGUGGGAGCUACAGACAUCCUGAUUUCUAUCAUUGAUCACGAUCCAAUGCUGAUUCGCCAAACCAUUUUCCGACAAAUGCAGGAGGGCUCCUCGUCGCUAUUGGAUUGUUUGAUCGAUCUUCUCUUGGUCGAGGUGGAUUUGGGCAUCAAAUCUCAAAUCUCAGAUGCCCUCAGAGUCAUCUUGGACCAUGGAAACACCGCCGCAUACAGCGAGCCUGCUAACAACAACAACAACAACAACAAUGGCAACAACGGCGGUGGUAACGGCAACGCCAAUGGCGCCAAUGGCAACGGCCAAAAGCAGCAAACUAGCGAGUAUGCUUUUAGGGCUCGGUUGCAGAUGUCUGUCGACCCGCAACAUGAGCACUUCCUGAAUCGCUUUUACGAUACUUCUGCCGUCAGGCUGUUCAAGCCCAUCAUCGAGCUGGAUAGCCGUCCUAAUCUGGACUUUACCGUUCAGGAAGCUGCCAUGUUUUCUGGCCUGGUAGAGGUGCUCGGCUUCUUCAUUCGACAGCAUCAUCGAUUCAGCCGGUACUUCUUCAUCGUCCAUAACUUGGCGGCCCGAAUCAUCCUGCUUCUCAAAUGCCGUGACAAGUACCUGCAACUGGUUUCGAUUCGAUGCGUCCGCUUGAUCAUCGGCCUUCAGGAGGAGCUGUACGUCAAGAAUCUCAUAACAAAUGAUGUCUUGGGUCCAAUCCUUGAAGUCUUGGUUGAGACGGUGCCGCGUGACAACCUUGUAAGUGCCGCAUGCACUGAGCUCUUCGAUUCCAUUAAGAAGGAAUACCUGAGGGACAUGGUGAAGCAACUUGUGGCUGAGCAUCGAGAUAACUUGCUUCUCGUCGAGCAUAUUCCGCCUUGUCGAGAUUUGAUCAUGCGAUAUGAUCAUACACAAGGAUUCACCACUAACAUGGACAUCUUCGCCGACACGGACGACGACAUGAUGAAGAGGCCAACUCAUAUUAGAAUGCUCGAGUAUAUGCCGAUUGACUUGCGCGAGGAGGAGUAUUGGGAUUCAUCAGAUCCCGAAGAUGACAACGAAGACCAGAACUCGGGAGAUAGGUCAUCCGACAGCGGCGGCGCCUCCUCAAAGCCUUUGGUGGAUUACGACUCUGAUGAAGACGACGAGGAUGCGGAGGAGAGUGCAGAACACGAUGCCCAUCACCACGAAGGAGACAACGACGAAGAUGCUGAUGCCGACUUUGCGCCACGGUCAGCAAGCUCCUCGCCCAACGUGCCGCCACCCGAGCGCCUGUCUGAAAAACGCCGGCGAGAGGCAGACGAAGACGAUGAUGACGAGCUAGGGAAGCUGAUGCACAGCAAACGACGCAACAGCAGCUCUACAGAAUCCAACUCAUCAAUCACGCAGAAUCUCCACCGCAGACGCAAGAACUUUGCGAAUGGGGCCGGAAAUGGUGUCACGCCCAGAAAGAUUGCAAUCAGCCUGUCACCAGCCCUAAAGUCAGGCGGUCCCUCUCGGUCGGACGACGACUUGUGA